Messenger RNA from Corticium candelabrum, 1774 nucleotides. Its product is annotated as casein kinase I-like. Gene Ontology annotation, cellular component: nucleus; cytoplasm; plasma membrane. Gene Ontology annotation, molecular function: ATP binding; protein serine/threonine kinase activity. Lineage: Eukaryota; Metazoa; Porifera; Homoscleromorpha; Homosclerophorida; Plakinidae. The coding region runs from base 154 to 1527 and encodes 457 amino acids. The record is from RefSeq and is a predicted model, not a curated record. The transcript has 11 exons. Gene Ontology annotation, biological process: signal transduction; positive regulation of canonical Wnt signaling pathway; peptidyl-serine phosphorylation.
CUCAGUUGUCAUGUCAGAGUUCAUCAGGGAGUGAUCAACUUCCCUGCCUCUUCUGAUCACAACCGACCGACCGUCCGUCCCCGGAUCGACGCACAAGACGCAUCCCAACAUUUCCAACCGCUCCAAAUCGAGUCGACGCUCGAAACAUCGACAAUGGCGACAAACCGAGUCCCAGGAAGAUACGUCGACGGCAGACCACCACACGACAAACAGAGAGACCCGCGUACGCGUACAGGACAAAGCCACGGCAGCCGAACGCCAUCAAGCAGUUCAGGCGUGCUGAUGGUGGGCCCCAACUUCAGGGUCGGCAAGAAAAUCGGAUGCGGAAAUUUCGGAGAGCUGCGACUAGGCAAGAACCUCUACAACAAUGAGCACGUGGCUGUGAAGUUGGAGCCGAUGAAGUCGCGCGCUCCGCAGUUGCACUUGGAGUACAGAUUUUAUAAGGCGCUCGGAUCGAAUGUCGGUGUGCCGCAAGUGCAUUAUUUUGGACCGUGCGGGAAGUAUAAUGCGAUGGUGUUGGAGCUGCUCGGACCGAGUUUGGAGGAUUUGUUUGACGUUUGUAAUAGAACGUUCUCACUGAAGACGGUCGUAUUGAUUGCCUUACAGUUGUUACGACGGAUAGAGUAUGUUCAUGCCAAGCAUCUAAUCUAUCGUGAUGUGAAGCCAGAGAACUUUCUGGUUGGGCGACCGAACAGUCGGAAUCAGAAUAUCAUUCACAUUAUAGAUUUUGGUCUGGCGAAAGAGUACAUUGACCCUGACACCCAUAAACACAUUCCUUACAGAGAACACAAGAGUCUAACGGGAACGGCUCGGUAUAUGAGCAUCAAUACACAUUUAGGGAAAGAGCAAAGUAGACGAGAUGAUUUGGAAGCCUUGGGUCAUAUGUUUAUGUACUUUUUGAGAGGAAGCUUGCCGUGGCAAGGACUCAAGGCGGAAACUCUAAAAGAAAGAUAUCAGAAAAUUGGAGAUACUAAACGGGCAACACCUAUUGAAGUGUUAUGUGAGCAUCAUCCAGAGGAAUUUGCUACAUAUCUUCGUUACGUUCGGCGGCUCGACUUUUUCGAAACUCCAGAUUAUAGAUAUCUUUGCAAGCUUUUUCAGGAUUUAUAUGACCGGAAGGGAUUUGCAGACGAUGGCGAAUUUGACUGGAAUGGAAGAGAAACUAAAACACCAGUCGGGUCGUUAUCUCACGAAACGGGAAUGCAUCGAGAUAUAGUUCGACCGCCGGUUUCAUCCGUUCCGAAGAAUGUCAAAUUUCAACACGGACAGAAGGAAGCGUGGGAUGACCCGAAUACUAAUCCACAUCAAUUGGACGUUCCUGUUUCUCGAAAUCCUGCUACACGCGGGGCUGGAUCAACUCAGGUUCUCAAUUCGACGAACGGCGAACUGGAUGAUAAUGUUCAGACUCCAAAUCAAGUCGAGGAGGGAGAAAAUCAACCACCGGUAGUAGACUAUACAGACGAACGAACGGCAAAAUGUUGCUGUUUUACUCCAAAGAAGCGAAAGAAGGCUGAAAUUAGCAAAUGAUAAAGACAUGUGUAGUUAGUUUCGCCUUGGGUCGGUAUAGACGUAUUUUGAAAUGUACUGCCCUCCCAGUUGACUUAGUUUACUAGCAAGAUACGUGCACAGGCCUUGAUAAGUAACUGAGUGGCAGUCGUGGGGAACAGUGUAAACUAGAUGAAAUGGCCAUGUUGUCUUAAUGGCUUUAUUGUCCACGUCACUGGCUGUUUAAUAACUGUAGUUUUCAUGUUAUUGGUACAUAUUUUGACUUGAA